GCUCGCGCGGAGGCUGCGGUGCGGCGCUCGCGCUCCUCGGGCUCGGCGGCAGCAGCGGCGGCGACGGCAGCUUGGCGCCGAGUCCCCGGGGAGCGGCGGCGGCGGCGGCGGCGCGGCGUCUUGCGGCCGGGAGGAGCAAACACCUGCCGCGGCCCGCCCGCCGGCGCUCGAUGCCCUUUAUCAAGUCAAGAAAGUCCCCUCUAUUCCUGCGUUUCUGAGUGUUUAUCACAGAUGGGUGUUGAAUUUUGUCAGAUGGCCACUGGUCCUGGUGCCUUUGAACAGCUCCUUUGCAAGCUGAUUUUGGGCUCUCUGGUUCCACAGUCCACUUCUACUCUGCCGCUGUAAUGCUGCUUUAAAUAUAAGUAGCUUUAUGAUAAGUCUUUGGCCCUGGGAUGGAGCAGGUGUGCAGAGGGUGAAGACCCAGCUCUGGGACCAAGUCACUUGCCUCCUUUCUUAGUGAGACUGUCGGCUUGAGCAGACCCAAGCCGGGAUGAGGAUGUCUGCGGGCCUUUGGCUGCUGCUCCCCCUCUGGGGGAAGACCUUUCUCCUUCUGCUUUCUGUGGCCGUGGCUCAGUCCCAUUGGCCUUCAGAGGCCGGCAGGGACUGGGAGAACCAGCUCGAGGCGUCCAUGCACUCAGUGCUCUCAGACCUUCACGAGGCUGUUCCCACAGUGGUGGGCAUUCCUGAUGGCACGGCUGUCGUUGGGCGCUCAUUUCGAGUGACCAUUCCAACAGAUUUAAUUGCCUCCAAUGGAGAACUCAUCAAGGUGUCAGCAGCGGGGAAAGAGGCCUUGCCGUCGUGGCUGCACUGGGACCCGCACAGCCACACCCUGGAGGGCCUCCCUCUCGACACCGAUAAGGGUGUGCAUUACAUUUCAGUGAGCGCCACGCGGCUGGGGGCCAACGGGAGCCACGUCCCCCAGACUUCCAGUGUGUUCUCUAUUGAGGUCUACCCUGAAGACCACAGCGAGCCGCAGUCUGUGCGGGCGGCAUCCCCAGACCCUGCUGAGGUGGUGUCAUCGGCCUGUGCUGCCGACGAGCCUGUGACCGUCCUGACGGUCAUUCUGGAUGCUGACCUCACCAAGAUGACCCCAAAGCAAAGGAUUGACCUCCUGCACAGGAUGCAGAGCUUCUCAGAAGUGGAGCUUCCCAACAUGAAGCUGGUGCCCGUGGUGAACAACAGACUGUUUGACAUGUCAGCCUUCAUGGCUGGCCCAGGCAAUGCGAAAAAGGUGGUGGAGAAUGGGGCCCUGCUCUCUUGGAAGCUGGGCUGCUCCCUGAACCAGAACAAUGUGCCUGAUAUUCGUGGUGUGGAGGCCCCUGCCAGGGAGGGCGCGAUGUCUGCCCAGCUUGGCUACCCUGUGGUGGGUUGGCAUAUCGCCAACAAGAAGCCCUCCCUCCCCAAACGCAUCCGGAGGCAGAUCCAUGCCACCCCCACACCUGUCACUGCCAUCGGGCCUCCAACCACGGCCAUCCAGGAGCCCCCAUCCAGGAUUGUGCCUACCCCCACGUCUCCAGCUGUUGCUCCCCCAACAGAGACAAUGGCCCCUCCAGUCAGAGAUCCUGUUCCUGGAAAGCCUACAGUCACCAUUCGGACUCGAGGAGCCAUUAUUCAGACCCCAACCCUAGGCCCCAUCCAGCCCACUCGAGUGUCAGAAGCUGGCACCACGGUUCCUGGCCAGAUCCGCCCAACGAUGACCAUUCCUGGCUACGUGGAGCCCACGGCCGUCGCCACCCCUCCCACGACUACCACCAAGAAGCCACGAGUAUCCACACCCAAACCAGCCACGCCUUCUACUGACUCCUCCACCACCACAACUCGAAGGCCGACCAAAAAGCCACGGACACCCCGACCGGUGCCGCGGGUCACCACCAAAGCUCCCAUCACCAGACUGGAAACCGCCUCCCCGCCUACUCGCAUCCGCACCACCGCAAGUGGGGUUCCCCGUGGAGAACCCAACCAGCGGCCAGAGCUGAAGAACCACAUCGACAGGGUGGAUGCGUGGGUGGGCACCUACUUCGAGGUGAAGAUCCCAUCAGACACCUUCUAUGACAACGAGGACACCACCACCGAUAAGCUGAAGCUGACCCUGAAGCUUCGGGAGCAGCAGCUGGUAGGCGAGAAGUCUUGGGUGCAGUUCAACAGCAAUAGCCAGCUCAUGUAUGGCCUGCCCGACAGCAGCCACGUGGGCAAGCACGAGUACUUCAUGCACGCCACAGACAAGGGGGGCCUGUCCGCUGUCGAUGCCUUCGAGAUCCACGUCCACAAGCGCCCUCAAGGGGACAGGGCUCCUGCGCGGUUCAAGGCCAAGUUUAUGGGCGACCCAGCCCCAGUGGUGAAUGACAUCCACAAGAAGAUUGCCCUGGUGAAGAAGCUCGCUUUUGCCUUUGGGGACCGCAACUGCAGCACCAUCACCCUGCAGAAUAUAACCCGGGGCUCCAUCGUGGUGGAGUGGACUAACAACACGCUGCCCCUGGAGCCCUGCCCCAAGGAGCAGAUUGCGGCGUUGAGCCGGAGGAUUGCAGAGGAUGACGGGAAGCCUAGGGCCGCCUUCUCCAACGCCUUGGAGCCUGACUUCAGGGCCAUGAGCAUCGCUGUGACAGGCUCGGGCAGCUGCCGGCAUCUGCAGUUUAUCCCCGCGGCACCGCCCAGUAGGGUGCCCUCAGACGCGCCGCCCUCGGAGGUGCCGGACAGGGACCCCGAGAAGAGCAGUGAGGAUGACGUUUACCUGCACACGGUCAUCCCGGCUGUUGUGGUCGCAGCCAUUCUGCUCAUCGCCGGCAUCAUUGCCAUGAUCUGCUAUCGCAAGAAGCGGAAGGGCAAGCUCACCCUCGAGGACCAGGCCACCUUCAUCAAGAAGGGGGUGCCUAUCAUCUUUGCAGACGAGCUGGAUGACUCCAAGCCUCCACCCUCCUCCAGCAUGCCACUUAUCCUGCAGGAGGAGAAAGCCCCUCUCCCCCCUCCUGAGUACCCCAACCAGAGCGUGCCCGAGACCACUCCUCUGAACCAGGACACCAUGGGAGAGUACACGCCCCUGCGGGAUGAGGAUCCCAACGCGCCUCCCUACCAGCCCCCCCCGCCCUUCACAGCCCCCAUGGAGGGCAAGGGCUCCCGUCCCAAGAACAUGACCCCGUACCGGUCGCCCCCUCCCUACGUGCCCCCUUAACCCACAAGCGCCUGGGUGGAGGCAGGGGUAGGGCAGGGCCCUGGAGACAACACGGUGUUGUCUGUGGAGACCGGUGGCCUGCAGACCAUCGCCCACUGGGAGCCGACACCUGACCUAGCACUCACUGACGCGCGCGAGGCCUGGCCGAGCCCGCCCUCUCUGGUCCUCCAAAACCCCAAAGCAGCUGGAGAGACUUUGGGGACAUUUUUACUUUUAUUUUUUGCCUAACAGCUUUUUGUUUGUUCAUAGAAAAUUCUUUGCUGCGGUUUGGAUGGCUGGCUCUGAAAGCACUGUUUGGAGUAGAGGUAGAUGAAGGGAGCGAGGAGCCGUGAAUGAACUCGCAGGCAGUGCUGGGUGGCCUCCCGGCUCUCUGCGUUUUGCCUUUAACACUAACUGUACUGUUUUUUCUAUUCACGUGUGUCUAGCUGCAGGAUGUAACAUGGAAAACAGUAGCUAAAGAUUAAAUUCAAAGGACUUUCAGAAGUUAAGGUUAAGUUUUUACAUUUAAUCUGCUGUUUACCUAAACUUGUAUGUAUAAUUUUUGGGUGGGUAUGGGAAAUUGCUUUGCUAAAAAUAAGCUCCCAGGGUGUUUCAAACUUAGAGAAGACCAAGGGACAGUAUUUUUUAUCAAAGGAAUCCUAUUUUUUCACACUAUGUAAACUUGGUUGCUCUGAUACGACAGAGCCUGACUGGGGGCCUCCCGGCUGUGGCUCUGGGGCCAGGGCCCUGGUGCUGGGCUUGCUCUCCCGCUCUUGCCGGGGGCCAGAAGCUGGGGGGGCCUCUUGGCCGUGGACAUCCACACCCCCACCCCAUGCACGCUAGUGGCCCACCACCAAGGGGUCUUCAUUUCCAUGGAAAAGGGACUCCAAGAGGCAGUGGUGGCCGUGGCCCCCAACCUAGGUGCUCCAGGGUGGGCCGGCUGCUCGUGGGGGUGGCUGGGGAGGUCGAGGGACUCGACCACAUCAACAUAUUUUCUUUUACCCUUCUGUGUUUUUUUUCCCCUCCUGAAAGGAAUAUCAUGGUUUUUGAAACACUCAGUGGGGGACAUUUUGGUGAAGAUGCAAUAUUUUUAUGUCAUGUGAUGCUCUUUCCUCACUUGACCUUGGCCGCUUUGUCCCAACAGUCCACAGCCCCACCCUGACCCACCCCACCCCUCUUCUCUGGCACUGCAGUCCUGGGCCUUGGGCUGGGAAAGGUCUGGUAGCGGGGGAGGAGUGCCAGCAAUAGUUCAUAGUAAAAAUCUGUGGGCUCUCGAAGCUAAUUUUUUACUAAAGUUUUUAUACAGCCUCAAAUUGUUUUAUUAAAAAAAAGAUUAAAAAUGGUGAUGCUUACAGCAGUUUGUACGAGCUCUUAGUGUUGAUUCCAUGGAACUGACGGCUUUGCUCAUUUUGAUUUUUUUUUUACCCCCUUCUUUUCAUAACGGUUUAAAUUCUCAGAUUACACUGGGCUUCUUUUGCCUUUUUUAGCAGAACGUCCGUCUGUCCAUCUGCAUCUCUGUCCCGUGACUCAGGGGUGCCCACUCUGCUUUGAUUCUCCUCCUUUGGAAGAAACCAUUUUGAGCAUGACUUUUCUUGAUGUCUAAGAGUUAUUUUGGGUACCUUUUAGGGAGGAAUGCCUUUUGCAAUAAUGUAUCCCUUCCAUGAUCGAGGGCUGGUGGGUGGACCCAGGCUCCCUUUGCACACCGAGCAGCCACUUCUAAGCCAUAUCGACUGUUUCACAGAGGAUUUGCGUGUGCUGCCUCAGGAGGGGAGGGCUGGUCAGAGAGGAGGGGGUCUCCAGCCUGCCCUUCUCAGGAGGGCGUUCCCCCUGCGCCUUUCCCUACAGGGCCCAGCCUCUCUCCGCUGCCCACCCCUGGGUGGGGUACUCAAGUGAGCAGUGCCCCUGUGUGUGGGGGGGCCUGUGGCUGAGGGCUCAGUGGACCUCUGGUGACCGGAUCUUGUGCCUCCCCGCCCUGAUCCAAGCCGGAGUUUCUCCAUUGCCCCAGAGUCGAGCACAAGUGGGGUCUGACCUGGUGAGAUUAUUUUUGAUGA
This is a messenger RNA of Mirounga angustirostris (Northern elephant seal), 5196 nucleotides long. It is a transcript of the gene DAG1, whose product is annotated as dystroglycan 1. The coding region runs from base 491 to 3166 and encodes 891 amino acids. NCBI's taxonomy places the organism in Eukaryota, Metazoa, Chordata, Mammalia, Carnivora, Phocidae. Gene Ontology annotation, cellular component: basement membrane; sarcolemma; dystroglycan complex. The transcript has 5 exons. Gene Ontology annotation, biological process: axon guidance; morphogenesis of an epithelium; nerve development. The record is from RefSeq and is a predicted model, not a curated record. Gene Ontology annotation, molecular function: calcium ion binding; laminin binding.